Molecule: messenger RNA, 810 nt
Organism: Capronia coronata CBS 617.96
Lineage: Eukaryota; Fungi; Ascomycota; Eurotiomycetes; Chaetothyriales; Herpotrichiellaceae
Product: 3-oxoacyl-[acyl-carrier protein] reductase
Exons: 3
Coding region: 1-810 (269 amino acids)
Source: RefSeq, a predicted model, not a curated record
AUGGCGCCGGCGACAUUGUUCCCUGGAGUUGCGGUGGUUACUGGUGCUGGCGGUGUCGGCAUUGGGGCACAUGUUGCUGUUGCACUUGCAGCCGAAGGCUGCUCAAGGAUAGCCAUCACAGAUCUCCGAGGCGAUUUGCUGGAGCAGACGGUCCAAAAGAUCAAGGCCACAAAGCCAGGCGUCGAGGUGUUUUCUGAGUCAGGCGACAUCACAAAUGCCGACUUCGUCAGCUCCUUCAUGAAGAAAGUUGUGGAGAGAUUCGGCAGGAUCGACUACGGAGUCAACUGUGCCGGAAUCCUGGGCAAGGACGAGAGAUCCGACGAGAUGGACCUGGCCUCGUUUGAUGCCGUCAACAAUGUGAAUUAUCGUGGCUGCUGGCUCUCGUCGAGAGCCGAACUGCAAGCCAUGUUAAAGCAAGAACCGUUACCCGGUGCAAGCCCAUCUCGACCGGCCCAGCGAGGCGCCAUCGUCAACAUUGCCAGCCAGCUUGGAAUCGUGGGUCGCCCGCAAGCACCGGCGUAUUGCGCCUCCAAGUCGGCAGUGAUAGGGAUGACGAGGGCAGACGCAAUCGACUACUCCAAGGACGACAUCAGGAUCAACUGUGUCUGUCCCGGCGUGAUCAAAACCGCCAUGACCACAGGGACAGAAGAGGUCACCGAAAGACUCGCUCCCGCGGUCAGAAUAGCUCCUAUGCAGCGGAUGGGUCUACCAGAAGAAGUGGCUGAUGCAGUGCUCUUCUUGUGCUCUCCAAAAGCAUCGUUUGUGCAAGGCCACGCCAUGGUAGUCGACGGUGGCUACACCAUCAACUAG